AUGACUCAGAUUCCCCUGAAAUUCUCGAUUUUAAUUAUUUUUCUAAUUUUAAAUUCAUUUUCCCUUGUAUUUGGCUCUUUUAAUGUUCUCGACGGGCAACCUUCUGAAUUACUUGCGUUUGCCCAAGUCCCGCCAAUUUUGCCCCAAAAUUCACAAAAAUCCCCCAAUCUCCAAACAAAUAAACAAUUAAAUAACGAGAAUCCUUUAAUUUCCGAAAAUUCUGAGGGUAAUGAAAGGCAAUUUGUCCCGUUGGUAGUAAAUGGACACCGACUGAAUAAUAAUCCAACAAAUCCAAUUUUUGUUAGAGUUGUUCCAAAUAAUCAGUCAAAAGUUAAUGAAAUUGGAAAACAGGACGACGAUCAACGAACAAAUAUAAAAAAUUAUAAUAAUACAUUUUUAAGCAAAUUUGCACCAAAUGGGGAUGAAAUAAAAGAAAAAAUAAAUUUUGAAAAGAAAAAAGAAGAAAGUACUAAUCCGUUUUCAAGUCUUGGGUCAUCAACUAUUGAAGCUAAACCUUCAUUUAACACAAAACAGGAAAAACAACUUCAAGGGAAAAAUGAAGAAAAAAGGAAAAAUGCUAACUUGAAUAAGCCUUUUAUUAUUAAAAAUGAAGAAAAUAAAUUGGAAGAGAAGAAAAGGGAGAAAAAAGAAGAGGGAAAUAGUAACAAUAAAUUAAUUAAAGAGGGAAAAGAUAACAGAGAAAAGUCGGAAAUUCCGGAAGAGAUUAAAAGAGAGAACAAUAAAAGAGAAGAGGACAACAAGGGAAAUAAAAACAAAGAAGAACAAAACUUUCCGGAAAAACUUUAUAUAAAAAGGAAUGAAAAAAGAGGAGAAAAUAAAGAAAAGAAUGAGGGAAAUGAUUUAUUAAUUGAAACUUGGAGGAAUGAAAUCCCGCUUGAGGGUGUUAAAAAUUGGAACAAGUAA
Molecule: messenger RNA, 924 nt
Organism: Meloidogyne enterolobii
Lineage: Eukaryota; Metazoa; Nematoda; Chromadorea; Rhabditida; Meloidogynidae
Source: the annotation of a GenBank genome assembly